AUGUCGUCGACAGAAUUAAGAAAUCUAUUGUGUUUGGUGCUAGAUAUGACUCCCGCCUCAUGGGGAUCUUGUACAAGUGAAUUUAAUUUGCCAAAUUGCAUUGAGGCAGCCCUUGGUUUCGCAAAUAGUCAUUUAAUGUUGUCUCCACAUAAUGAAUUAGCAGUAAUAGGAGUUACACCUUCUGAAAUCAAGUUUAUAUAUCCAAACGACUCGGACCCUCCAACUAGUGCUUCGAAUGAUGGCCAGAAUGACGCACUUAGCUGUAUGAAUAACACUGUCAGGCAACUAGCAUUAAACCUUGUGACCUCCUGUUCUUCUACAAGCACACAAAUUGUUUUGGCUGGUGCGAUAAUAAAAGCAUUGUGCUAUUACCUUCGGCGCUGUCGUGAAUUGCAGCCAUCUACUAGACAUUUAAAUGAUUCUUUGGAGAUGACUAUGGAGUUUAGCGAAGGGAGUGAAAAGAUUUCUUCUCGGAUACUGAUUAUUAAGGCGUCUGAUGACAAUUCUUCUCAAUACUUGGCGUUGAUGAAUUCUGUGUUCACAGCUCAAAAGCUUCAUGUUCCAAUAGACACAUGUGUGUUAUCGUUACCGCAACAGUCAGAUAAUUUAAAUAGCAGGUGUGGGCUAAGUCCUCUUGGACACUCAAGUCUUCUUCAACAAGCUGCAGAUCUAACUGGUGGGAUUUACUUGCAAGUACCAAGAGUUUCUGGAUUACUACAGUAUUUGUUAUCAGUAUUUUUGCCAUCAUCUAAAAUGAGAACAUCUCUUUUACUUCCAGAUAGUCGAUCCAGUGGUUUAUCGUUUGGUGUUGACUUUCGAGCUGCAUGCUUUUGUCAUAAACGAUUGAUUGACAUUGGUUAUGUUUGUUCGAUAUGUUUGUCCGUAUUUUGUGAGUUUAAUCCGAUAUGCCCUACUUGUAAUACUCCUUUUUUGUUACCAGCUGUACAAAACAUGUAA
Schistosoma spindalis is the source of this 957-nucleotide messenger RNA. Lineage: Eukaryota; Metazoa; Platyhelminthes; Trematoda; Strigeidida; Schistosomatidae. The record is from the annotation of a GenBank genome assembly.